UCCCCUCCCUCCUCGGCCCGGCCCCGCACGGCCCCGCACGGCACGGGGGUUGCCAUGACAAGCAUUUUCUCCCGUUAGCUCCGGGACCGUUCCCCCUCCAUCCCAUGGCCAGCCGGGGGGGCUCCGCCGCCAGCCGGGCGCCGCGGGAGCUGAGCCGCUCCAGUUGCUGUGGUAUCCAGGGAGCCCUCCUCCUUCUGCAGGAGAUGCACGCUGGUCGUUGCUAAGGUCGCCUCCGCGGUAACAUGCACAUCCUGUUUACACCUCUAUCCGGAGAAGUUGGGCUCGGUUAGAGGCACCUGCUCCCCCAGGGAAGGGACCGCACGGAGCGUCCCCCCCCCGCCGGACCCUCGAGGGAGCCGCGAGCCGGCGUCGGCAUCACCGGCACCAUGACGAACAACGUGGCCGACCACCACCCCGGCAACUCGGUCGCCGAAGGCAACCAUGAGGGGGACUUCGGGUGCUCCAUGGUGGAGCUCAGGAACCUCAUGGAGCUGCGGAGCGCCGAGGCGGUGGCCCGGCUCAACGACUCCUACGGCGGCGUGCAGAACGUCUGCAAGAGGCUCAAGACGUCGCCCGUCGAAGGCCUGUCCGGGAACCCGACCGACCUGGAGAAGAGGCGGCAGGUCUUCGGCCAGAACUUCAUUCCUCCCAAAAAGGCCAAGACGUUCCUGCAGUUAGUGUGGGAGGCACUCCAGGACGUCACGCUGAUCAUCUUGGAAAUCGCAGCCAUAAUCUCCUUGGGCCUGUCCUUCUACCACCCCCCGGGUGGGGACAAUGAACUGUGUGGGCAGUCGACGGGCGGCGUGGAGGACGAGGGCGAGGCGCAGGCCGGCUGGAUCGAGGGGGCAGCCAUCCUGUUCUCCGUGAUCAUCGUGGUGCUGGUGACCGCCUUCAACGACUGGAGCAAGGAGAAGCAAUUCCGGGGCCUCCAGAGCCGCAUCGAGCAGGAGCAGAAGUUCACGGUGAUCCGCAAGGGGCAGGUGAUCCAGAUCCCGGUGGCCGAGAUCGUGGUGGGAGACAUCGCGCAGAUCAAGUACGGUGAUCUCUUGCCAGCGGACGGGAUCCUGAUCCAGGGCAAUGACCUGAAAAUAGACGAGAGCUCACUGACUGGGGAGUCAGACCAAGUCAAGAAAUCCAUGGACAAAGACCCCAUGCUGCUCUCAGGUACCCACGUGAUGGAGGGCUCUGGCAGGAUGGUGGUGACUGCCGUGGGUAUCAACUCCCAGACAGGAAUCAUCUUCACUCUCUUGGGCGCGGGAGAAGGAGACGAGGAGAAGAAAGUGAAGAAAGGUAAAAAAAGCGGAGCCCCCGAAAACCGCAACAAAGCUAAAACUCAGGAUGGUGUGGCCUUAGAAAUUCAGCCCCUGAAGAGCCAGGAAGGGGUGGAAAAUGAGGAGAAGGAGAAGAAGAAGGUGAAGGUGCCCAAGAAGGAGAAGUCUGUGCUGCAAGGGAAGCUCACGCGCCUGGCGGUGCAGAUCGGGAAGGCAGGGCUGAUCAUGUCAGCCAUCACCGUCAUCAUCCUGGUGCUGUACUUCGUGAUCGACACGUUCGGGGUGCAGAAGCGGCCCUGGCUGGCCGAGUGCACCCCCAUCUACAUCCAGUACUUCGUCAAGUUCUUCAUCAUCGGGGUCACCGUGCUGGUGGUGGCCGUGCCCGAGGGGCUCCCGCUGGCCGUCACCAUCUCCCUGGCCUACUCCGUGAAGAAAAUGAUGAAGGACAACAACCUGGUGAGGCACUUGGACGCGUGCGAGACCAUGGGCAACGCCACGGCCAUCUGCUCGGACAAGACGGGCACGCUGACCAUGAACCGCAUGACCGUGGUGCAGGCCUACGUGGGGGACACCCACUACCGCCAGAUCCCCGACCCCGAAGCCAUCCUGCCCAAAAUCCUGGACCUCAUCGUCCACGGCGUCGCCAUCAACUCGGCCUACACGUCCAAGAUCCUGCCGCCCGAGAAGGAAGGGGGGCUGCCCCGGCAGGUGGGGAACAAGACGGAGUGUGCCCUGCUGGGCUUCGUGCUGGACCUGAAGCAGGAUUACCAGGCCGUGCGCAACGAGGUGCCCGAGGAGAAGCUCUACAAGGUCUACACCUUCAACUCCGUGCGCAAGUCCAUGAGCACGGUGCUGAAGAACAGCAACGGCGGCUUCCGCAUGUACAGCAAGGGCGCCUCCGAGAUCAUCCUCCGCAAGUGCACCAAGAUCCUGGACAAGAACGGCGACCCCCGGGUGUUCAAGGUGAAGGACCGGGACGAGAUGGUGAAGAAGGUGAUAGAGCCCAUGGCCUGCCACGGGCUGAGGACCAUCUGCCUGGCCUUCCGGGACUUCCCUGGGGACGCUGAGCCCGACUGGGACAGCGAGAACGAGAUCCUGUCUGACCUGACCUGCAUCGCCGUGGUGGGCAUCGAGGACCCUGUGCGGCCAGAGGUGCCAGAUGCCAUCCAGAAGUGCCAGCGUGCGGGGAUCACCGUCCGGAUGGUGACAGGGGACAACAUCAACACUGCCCGUGCCAUCGCCACCAAGUGUGGCAUCCUGCUGCCAGGGGAGGACUUCCUGUGCCUGGAGGGGAAGGAGUUCAACCGGCUCAUCCGCAACGAGAAGGGAGAGGUGGAACAGGAGCAGCUGGACAAGAUCUGGCCCAAGCUGCGGGUGCUUGCCCGCUCCUCCCCCACUGACAAGCACACUCUGGUGAAAGGAAUUAUCGACAGCACCGUUGGUGACCAGAGGCAGGUGGUGGCCGUGACCGGGGACGGGACCAACGAUGGCCCAGCCUUGAAGAAAGCAGAUGUUGGCUUUGCCAUGGGCAUCGCGGGCACGGACGUGGCCAAGGAGGCCUCGGACAUCAUCCUCACCGACGACAACUUCACCAGCAUCGUCAAGGCCGUCAUGUGGGGCCGCAACGUCUACGACAGCAUCUCCAAGUUCCUGCAGUUCCAGCUGACUGUGAACGUCGUGGCCGUCAUCGUGGCCUUCACGGGCGCCUGCAUCACCCAGGACUCCCCCUUGAAGGCUGUGCAGAUGCUGUGGGUGAACCUGAUCAUGGACACCUUUGCCUCCUUGGCCCUGGCCACAGAGCCCCCCUCUGAGUCCCUGCUGCUGCGCAAGCCCUACGGCCGCAACAAGCCGCUCAUCUCCCGCACCAUGAUGAAGAACAUCCUGGGCCAUGCCGUGUACCAGCUCACCAUCAUCUUCACACUGCUCUUCGCAGGGGAGAAGUUCUUUGACAUCGACAGUGGCCGGAACGCGCCGCUGCACUCGCCGCCCACCGAGCACUACACCAUCGUCUUCAACACCUUCGUCAUGAUGCAGCUCUUCAACGAGAUCAACGCCCGCAAGAUCCACGGCGAGAGGAACGUCUUCGAGUCCAUCUACCGCAACCCCAUCUUCUGCACCGUGGUGCUGGGCACCUUUGCAGCCCAGAUUGUCAUCGUGGAGUUUGGUGGGAAGCCUUUCAGCUGCUCUGGGCUCACCCUGAGCCAGUGGUUCUGGUGUAUUUUUAUUGGAGUUGGGGAGCUGCUGUGGGGCCAGCUGAUCUGCACUGUCCCAACCAGCCACCUGAAGUUCCUGAAGGAAGCUGGGCACGGCAUCACCAAGGAGGAGAUCCCAGAGGAGGAGCUGCCUGAAGACGUGGACGAGAUCGACCACGCUGAGAUGGAGCUGCGGCGUGGGCAGAUCCUGUGGUUCAGGGGUCUCAACAGGAUACAGACACAGAUGGACGUAGUUUACACAUUCCAGACCGGCGCCUCCUCUUUGCAGGGAGCCCUCAGGAGACAGCCUUCCAUCGUGAGCCAGCACCACGAUGUAAAAAAUGUUUCUAGCCCAACCCAUGUAGCUCUUUCCUCCGUCAAUUCCACUCCCACCACUUCUGCUGUUGCUGCUGCUGCUGCAUCUCCUCCUGCGGGCAAUCAAGGUGGUGAAUGCGUUCCGUAGCUCCCUGUACGAAGGCCUCGAGAAACCCGAAUCCAGAAGCUCCAUCCAUAACUUCAUGACUCACCCAGAGUUCAUCCUGGAGGAAGACGAGCCUCGAACACCAUUCCUUGACGGCGCUGAAGACGACCCCGAGACUGACGGGCUCCCGACGCGCGGCGGGGGGAGCCCGGGCGGGCCUCCAGCCCUGAACAGAAAUAACAAUGCAGUGGACAGCGAUCGAGCUGAGCUCUCCGUCCCGGAGCCCGAGAGCCCCUUCCACAGCCUGGAGACAUCGGUUUGACCUUAGAACUUGGAACCCCUCCCCUCCUCCUCCUCCUCCUCCUCCACCUCGGCCCCUCGCCCGGUGUGACGUCGGCACCAGUAACUGCUCCCACCUCGUGUCAAACUGCUCAUACGUAUAUCAUUGGGGUGGGGUUUUUUCGGGGGGGGUGGUUUAUUUGUUUUCCUUCGUUUCGUUUUGUUGGUUUUGGGUUUUUUUGGGUUGUUUUUUUUUUUUUUUUACCAUGAUUUAGCAGUGGGAACCAGAGUGCCACGAUGCUGGGCGUUGGGGAGAGAGGCUAAGCCAAAAAAAUUGUGCCAUCUCCAUCCCUCGUUUUCAGUGGUACUCGCCCGGGUGAAGCAGCCAGGUUCUUUCCUCUCCAAGAGUUGGGCUCCAGGCGUGUCUGUCUGUUGGGGGUUUUCACUUUGCAAAAUGCAUGAUCAAAGGAAAUUCAAGUUGGUGUAGUCUUACCUGCCCACCCUCAGCCCGAGGGCUGGGCUGCACUUGUGACUUUUAUUUUAUUUCUUUUUUUUUUUUCCACUUGUGGUUUUUUGGGGUUUUCUUCUAACGUUGGGGUUUGUUCUUUGCUCGUGGGAUUUGCCCCCAGGAACUCUGCAGUGGGAAGUGGGGGCAGUCAGCACUCCAGUGCAAAAACUAAGAAAUAAACAACAAAACCCAGCCAGGGGAAGGUGUUUACUCGCAGGUUGAGGGAUACAGGGAUGUGCACCAGUCUUCCACCUUGAAAAAUGGUACCUGACCUUUCCAGCUCCUCUUCUGAGUGUCCACACACACUUUUCUCUCUCUGUUUCCAAAUUGGUAGAUGAGGAACAAAGGUGACUUGGCUGUAACUUUGCUGGAUGGAAAAGAUUCUGAUUUUUCUACAAAGGUGGAGGUGAACUGGCAGUGAAAAGGUGGUGGGGAAAAAAAUGCCACUGUUGUGAGAAAUGUGGCUCCUUCCUGGGGAAUCUUAAGAGAGGCCUCUCUGCUGCUCUUGAUCAGGUGUGAAACUCUUGGUGAGAGCUUUGCCAGGGUUUUACGGCUCCUGCCUUCGAGAGCAGAGGGAUUUCUGCCCAUUCUGGCUUUUCUGUGCUGUUGGGUUAAAUAAUCCUUCAGCCUUGGAGUAGCAGCUCCAGUGAACUGCUGAGGAACCUCAGAGCUGUGCCCACCAAAAGCUUUACCAGGCUGAACAGAGAACAGGCAUCAGGGCACUGAGGGCACAGUGGGCCAACUCCCAGGUCAUGGAAGGGAUGAAUUAGGUUAUCUCGUUAUCCCAUGGAAGGGGGGGAGGCUCCAUGGCCAGUGGAGGACCCUUGGCUUCCUGGAGCUGCUUUGCCAGAGGAGGUGGCAGUUGCUUGGUUGGCUGCAGAUCUUCCAGAGAAGGUGCUGCUGGAGGCUCGGCCUCACUUGCUGCUUUUUUGGAGGUCAUCUCUUCACCCUGUGUCCUGCCUCACCUCCACCUCUUGGAACCUUUUAGGGAGAGUCCUGUUUUUUGGAGCAGAGGCCCCAGUUGGCUCCGAACUGCCCCUCUGGUGAUCCAUGGCCCUGAGCAGGAGGCAGGAUUUGCUUUGCUUGAGUCCCAGGGUUGUGGCCCCGGGCAGGCAGGGCCAGAGGAAGCUCUGCUGCCUUCCUUCCCUCCUUCAUCCCAGAGGAAGCUCUGCUGCCUUCCUUCUCUCCUCCAUCCCAGAGGAAGCUCUGCUGCCUUCCUUCUCUCCUUCAUCCCAGAGGAAGCUCUGCUGCCUUCCUUCUCUCCUCCAUCCCAGAGGAAGCUCUGCUGCCUUCCUUCUCUCCUCCAUCCCAGAGGAAGCUCUGCUGCCUUCCUUCUCUCCUCCAUCCCAGAGGAAGCUCUGCUGCCUUCCUUCCCUCCUUCAUCCUGUUUGGCCCGGUUGGAAGCAGAGAGAACCUGGUUGUAACUGGCUGUACAAUGUCGUCUUUGCCCAGCUCCACCCCCAGGAGCAGUGGGGUUUUAGGGGCAGGGUGGGCUGGGCUGGUUUCUUCUUUCCUUUCCUUUCAGAACGCACAGCAGAAUCUCCCGUGCCUUCUCCGAGCACUGCCUGCAGCACCUCCUGCCACGCCAGGGCCCAGUACUUUGCCAAGAAAUAAGUGUUCCUUAAACCACAACACAAACCAAGUGUCUUUGUUUUGUUUCCAGCCCAGCCCCGACCCCGUCCCUUCCUGGGGGUGGGAGGAGGGAAGGAUGAGCCGCCCCCUUCCUGCCCCAGGUGGCUGAGGAAAGGUCCUUCUCCCGCCCCUCGUGCCUGGGUGCUGGCCAGGGGUGAAGGCUGGGCUCUACACUGCCAACAGCCAGAAAAAUUGCCACCACUGCCCAUCCCAAAUUCAGUGUCAACCCCCUCCCUGCCCAUCGCUGCCCUCCCCUCCCCAAAACCCACCGUGGGCAGGACCUCUGGGGGGGGGGAGUGCAGGUGGUUCUUGGGUUAAACACGAGUUGGUGACAGGAAAGACUGAAGGGGGGGAGCGGGUGGUUGUGGGGUUUGGUUCUGUACUAAAAGGUGACAUUGCUUAAAAACAAAACAAAAAAAAAAACACAAAAAAAAAAAAUUCACUUUUUUCUAUUUUAAAUACUAGCAAAAAAAAAAACCAAAAAAAAAAAGGUGAAAAUAUGGUGUUCUUAUAAGCUUACAUAAAUAUUUAUUAAAUACUUUUUUUGGGGGGGGGAUGCACCGAUUUAUUUUGUUGUGUUUUUUUUUUCUUUUGAUAUUUUUUUAAUACCUCAGACCUGUUUAAAAAAUAAAAAAAAAAAAAAAAGACUUCAACCAACCAAAAGCCAAGUUUGGAGGCUCUCAAAGUCACUCCCAAAAAUCUGUGACUGGCAGGUUGCCACAAGGGUCUGGUCGUUCUUUAGUUGCUCUUAUUUUUGUCGUUCUAGUUUUCCACAUUUAGGAGGGGGAGAAAUAAUUAUAUAUAAAUAUUAUGCAAAAAAAAAAAUAAUCUAGUUUUCUUUAGAUCAGAAACUGAUAUUUUUACGUCAGCCAUAUGUAUUUUGUUUAAAGAGAAGUAAAUAAAUAAAUCUCGAGUCCCGGCGCGACUGUGUGACGGCAGGUCCAAGGGACAGGUAAUUAAUUCCGUGCAUUAAUUAAUUCAGCCAUCGGAUGCCAGUCAGCUUCCUUUUCUCUGAGCAGCCAUCUUUCUACUAGACGUUAGUUGGGUGACACAAAUGGGUUUUUUUUAUAUAUAUAUAUAUAUAAAUUAUGUUGGUAUGGCUGGUUGCUUCAAGUAUAAGCGUUUCUUGUGCGUACAAAUUUCCUGUAAAGUAUUUGGGGGGUUUUUUUGUUGGGUUUUUGUUUUGUUUGUUUUUUUUUUUUAGUUUCAGUGAUAUACUGGCAGCAGCUGACUCUUGGCUUAAGUUAUUGAGGACAUUACAAAAGAUUUGGGGGAGAUUGGUGCUCCAAAAGGCAUGGUCGGCGGCACGAACUUUUGGGGACUCUCUGCAACAUGCCUUGACUAGGGGGAGAUAUAUAUAAAUAUAUAUAUAUAUAUUAUUAUUAAUUUUUUUUUUGCUUUGUUUGAACUGCCACGAGCGCGCCCGGGGACAGUGCCCGACAGGAACCGAAGUCAUACCCUGUGAUCCGUGUUAACUUGCCUUGGAAUGCUUUGUUAUUAAAACACUCUGAACGUAAUUUUGCAUCCAGUUCUUGAUCCCAGGAGGGUCUCUGGUGGUGGAUUUAUUUUUUUUUUCUCUGUGGAAUAAAUUGGCGGAUUGGUACCAAAGACAUCCCACCACGCCCUUGGUGCGCGUUGCUGACCAGGCAGCUUCUGAGGCGUUUGCGUUCUGGGCUGAGGUUUCCUUUCUGGUUUGCACAGGGGAGUUUUUAACUUCGUUUUCAAAGGUUUCGUGCAAUAAGCUUCGAGGGAAAUUUCGGAAACAAUCUCCAGAAGGAAAAAAACUAAACCAAAUUUUAGCAUGGGCGGCCUUUGGCUUUUCCCCCCCCCCGCGAGGAGUCGAUGGCCCCGAGUGCUCAGCCCCAGCUGCUCGGGGGGGCACGAUGGGGGUGACUGGAAAAACCCCAUCCCAAAUCCAGGGAGGGCAUCUCCAAGGUGCCAUGGCCAAGUCCUGCUGCUCUCCACGGCUGCAGGGCCCACACCAAAGUCCCUGGAGGCUUUUGUGGGAGGGCACCUGUAGCUGCAUCGUGUCCUGCUCCGUCCCACUCUUACGAGUUCAUGGACGUGGAUCCCUAAAACACCCCCCCUGCACUCCCAGCUCUCCCCUUGGAGCACAGGGAUGUGGGGAUACCUCUCUCCUGGACCUGCCCCAAACAGAACCACCCCAACCAGGUGGGUUUUGGCCCCUGGUUCUUCCUCUCCAGCAUCUCCCCCUGCUGAGCUCUGCUCUCCUCCCACUCACCAAAGGCCCCAAUUUUCAUCCAGCAAAGCCCAUGGCUAAAACUGCCUUUAGUUUAUUUCCUCCCCUUCAAUAAAUAUAUAUAUAUACAGUAUGAAAUCAACAUUUAUGUGUGUGUAUAUAUAUUUAUCCCGCGCUCUCACAACAAAACUUUCCUUUGAAGAGGGCACGCAGAGCCGAGUUUUUCUUUUCCAGUAACUAAGUAUAAUAAGCACUGGUAUUUUUGUAUAAAAACGGGAGAAAAAAUAAAAUACAAAACAAAAGACUGAAUAUUAUGUGGUAUGCAUGACAUUAAACAACAACAACAAAAAAAAAUGGUGGUUUCAAAGCAAUAUGUACCCUGGUGUGUUUGCCAUAUCCUACAGUCCAGCUUAAAGUGCACCUGAUCUGUAUUGCAUUUUGAUAUUAAUCUCUAUGUACAAUGUUUUGCAUGUAAUUUAUAUGGUUCUUGGGAGAAAAAAAAAAAAAGAAUCUGAAUGAAUUGUCAGUUGGCUUCUUCUGAGCAAACAGACUCCAAGCAGAGCUAAUACUCCGAGUGGAAGCAGAAGAGUGGUUGAGGGGUGGGAAAAGGGGGUACAUAGUUCAAAACCAGGCGUGCUGGGGGUGGGGGACAAGGAGGAUGGUUUGGAAUCAAUAAAGCUUUGGCUGUUGCGCAGAAACAAUGCGCGAGUGCAUCCAGAGAAUAAACUGUGCCCACGUGUAA
This is a messenger RNA of Pseudopipra pipra, 9245 nucleotides long. It is a transcript of the gene ATP2B4, whose product is annotated as ATPase plasma membrane Ca2+ transporting 4. The transcript is spliced from 22 exons. Lineage: Eukaryota; Metazoa; Chordata; Aves; Passeriformes; Pipridae. Gene Ontology annotation, molecular function: P-type calcium transporter activity; ATP binding; PDZ domain binding. Gene Ontology annotation, biological process: regulation of cytosolic calcium ion concentration; calcium ion transmembrane transport. The record is from RefSeq and is a predicted model, not a curated record. The coding region runs from base 387 to 3926 and encodes 1179 amino acids. Gene Ontology annotation, cellular component: intracellular membrane-bounded organelle; plasma membrane.